Molecule: messenger RNA, 1559 nt
Organism: Seminavis robusta
Lineage: Eukaryota; Bacillariophyta; Bacillariophyceae; Naviculales; Naviculaceae
Source: the annotation of a GenBank genome assembly
CAAGAAAGUCUGUUUGGGGGGCGAAAGCCUCUUUCGGACUGUCACUUCCAUCGGUCCAAAUACCACCACAUCCAGGUACCCUAGCUAGCUCACCAAUGGAACCAAUGGAGCGAGGCAGCCUGAUGAAGCGCGCGAAUGCCUCAAGCACUACUCGUGCCGCCAUGGAUGGACCGUCAAGAUCUGGUUCGGCUUCCUCUUCGUCUCGGUUUUCAUGUAUGUGAAACCUGUACCGUUGUCACGUUGCUGGAAAUUUUCACACUAGCUAGCUGGACAUCCUUCUGGAGUGUACCAUAGAGAGCUACGAGCUCAAUGCAUGCAGCCGGGAAAGGCGCAUGAGCUAAUGUACCAUGGUGGCUCAAAUACCAGUAUGUCAUAGCGACAGGAACACCAUCGUUCUACUGCACGCCCGUACGUUGGCGUUGACGGAGGUGUCAUGUGAGAGGCUUCAGUCGAGGGGGGUGGAUCUAGCUCAGCACCUCGGAUACAGGCCCAAUGGCAUCGUCAAAGGAUCUGAGGCAGCUCGUGCCAUGAGUGCAGAGGCAAAACGAUCAGACGGAAGAAUCCGUUCCGUGGAAGAUGGUGGAGUCGUUGCAUCUCUACAGUCCAUUGGCGCUUUUGAGGAUAUCAAGCCACUUGCCAACAAGAAUGUGGCCAAGGCCUUGAGAAAACUUGGCAUGCUGCGCGACGACGAGUAUCUGAUUGAGAAUGGAUCUUCCCAAGGCGAACCGUUGCUCAUAAUCGAGCUGCCAAGCUAUUUCAGGGCAUCUGUUGGGGACGAACCAACUUUACAAGAUGACUACAAGGUUGGUGGCUACAACUAUUUCAUGGCAGAGACAAUGCUCAACGAGUCUACACUUGCCUUUUGCAAGCAGAAUCCGUCAGGGUGCCCCAACUUCAACAACUUCACGACGUUCAAGGUGAGGAAGCUUCAGCGACUGGAAAACGUGGAUGUGUUCGAGCAAUACAAACGCCACGAGACUAUGGUUGCAAGGAAGAUGAAAUCCAGAGGAUUGGCAUCGAAUGAAACUAACUCGCUGCCAAAUUGGUUGAAGAAGCUGUCACAAAAGAACGGGUUAAGCUCUGAAGCAAAUGGCGUGUACCUGCUCCAUGGUACCAAAUCAACCAACCUAGAUCUCAUCGUGGAGCACGGAUUGAAGACCAAAUUCUCGUUGGAUCGCGGACUCUCGUACGGAAAAGGGCUGUACUUUACAGACAAUGCCUGCAAGGCCAGCCAAUUCACAGCACGAGAUGGCGUCAUUUUGGUUUGCCGUGUUGUGCUUGGACGACAAGAGAUACUCCCUCGGACCUGCCCCCGAAAGCUAUUUCCUGACUUUGGCUACGAUUCUGCAAUGGCAAAAAGAAACCACACAGAUGCACCCCACGCCCAUAAGCAGCUACACAAUGAGUACAUCAUCUAUGAUGACUGCUCGUGCUACCCUGAAUUUGCAAUCCAUUUUGACCUAUCCUGAGGAGGGUACGUACAGAGCCCGUCAUCUCAACCUAUUUUAGAAGUUUCUAGUUUUUUAAAACUUAAUUAGGCCGCUCUCUACCCAAGCGAC